UGUUGUCUUUCUGAUGUCAUUUGUAUUAGUUGUGUAAAUUGAAUUUUUAAAUUAAAUAUUUUGAGUACAAAUGAACUUAGUCAUACUUACAAUCACUAUGAAACAUAUAUAAUAACAGACCCGUUCGCAUUAUAUCCUCAAACUAAACACUCAAAUCGAUUAAAUUAACUAUACUUUACACAAUAUUUCACCACCGCGAAGCCAAUUACUGUAUACAGUAAAUGAACAUUGCUUCAAUAUUAGGAAAAUUCUGUUAUAGUGGUGUAUGUUUGAAAAGUGUGUGCAAAUCGCGUGUUAAUCCUUUUAGAAUCCAAGUGCUUAGAAUGGGAUUACUUACCGAAGGAAGCCCUUUGACUUGGGAAGAAACAAAAGCUUUAGCAGAACAUGUGCGCCAGCACGGAAUUGAACAAUUCAUUAAUUUAUAUAAGAAACUCAGAGAUCGUACUGGAGAUGUACUUAAAUGGGGGGAUGAGGUAGAAUAUAUUAUAGUAAAAUUUGAUGAUGAAAAUCAACGUGCAACAGUUAGCCUGAGAGCUGAUGAGAUUCUACCUGAAUUACAAAAGAAAGAACUAGAAGAUCCUCAAAAUGUAAAAUCUUUGUGGCGGCCAGAGUAUGGUGCAUAUAUGAUAGAGGGUACACCAGGAAAACCUUAUGGAGGCCUUUUAGCACAUUUCAAUAUUGUAGAGGCCAAUAUGAAGUUUCGUAGAGCUGAAGCUAGUACAUUAUUGAAAGAUGGUGAAGUUAUAAUGAGUAUUACAAAUUUUCCAAGGUUAGGCUGUCCAGGGUUUACAAGCCCACCUUACGAACCAACACCAAGUUCAGGUGUAACCAGGUCACACUUCUUUCCUGAUGAAUCCAUCUAUCCAGGGCACCCUCGCUUCAAGACCCUAACAUCUAACAUAAGACACAGAAGAGGGGAGAAGAUGGCAGUAAAUUUACCAAUAUUCCGCGAUGUCAAUACAAAGAUACCUGUAGAUAAUUAUCACGAGCUUGAGAAGGGAGUGGCUCAGCCCGAUUGCGUGUACAUGGACGCAAUGGGGAUGGGUAUGGGCUGCUGUUGCUUGCAGCUUACGUUCCAAGCAUGCUGCAUUACAGAGGCCCGCACUCUCUACGAUCAACUAGCACCUUUAUGCCCAAUUAUGUUGGCCUUAUCGGCAGCGUCGCCGAUAUAUCGCGGCUACCUCACGGAGGUGGACUGUCGCUGGAACGUAAUAUCCGCGUCAGUGGACUGCCGCACGCGGGAGGAGCGUGGGCUCGAACCACUAAAGAAUAAUAAGUUCCGAAUUCAGAAAUCACGCUACGACUCCAUCGACUCCUAUCUGUCCCCGGAGCAUGAGAAAUACAAUGAUAUUCAAAUAGUGCACGAUCCCAACAUAUACCGACGCCUUCGCGAGGGCGGCAUCGACCACCCGCUUGCGUUGCACGUUGCUCAUUUGUUUAUUCGGGAUACCGUGUCGCUGUUUUCUGAAAAAGUCAACCAAGAUGACGAAAAUGACACUGACCAUUUUGAGAACAUUCAGUCGACGAACUGGCAGACGAUGCGCUUCAAGCCGCCGCCGCCGAACUCGCGUAUCGGCUGGCGCGUCGAGUUCCGCCCGUGCGAGGCGCAGCUCACGGACUUCGAGAACGCGGCUUAUGUUUGCUUUGUGGUGCUGCUCACGCGCGUUAUACUGUCCUAUCGGUUGAACUUUGUUCUACCUAUCAGUAAGGUGGACGAGAACAUGCAGCGCGCACAGCGGCGCGGCGCGUGCACUCAGGAAAAGUUCUGGUUCCGACGCGAUGUGCGCUCGCCUGACGCCGACGUUUACGCUGAGAUGACCAUCAACGAGAUCGUCAACGGAAAGGACGGCGUGUUCCCGGGUCUGGUGCCGCUGAUCGAGUCGUACCUGUCGGGCAUGGACGUGGACGCGGACACGCACUGCUCGGUGCAGCAGUACCUCAAGCUGAUCCAGCGCCGCGCCGCCGGGGAGAUCUCCACCAUGGCCACCUGGAUGCGCGAGUUCGUCACGCAACACCCCGCCUACCAGAAGGACUCGGUUGUGUCGGAGAAGAUAAACUAUGACUUGUUGAAGACCGCCCACGGUAUACAGACGGGCUCGAUCGCGGCGCCCACGUUGCUCGGCAGCAGCAACGUAUCCAAGACUAACGAAGACAUUCCCAAAGCAUUUACUAAAAUGAUGAACAAAGACUGUCCCUAAACUUUACCCACAAUACAUACACGUAGUGCCUUCCGACUAGCGGCUUUGGUUUUCGGUUUUGUUACUAUACUCACUCCUACAAUUAUAAUGAAAAAUGUUUAUUAGUUAUAUGUGUGAGAUGGUUAAAUAGUUCUUUAGAGGGUCUUUAGGGUCUUACAUGGAAAUCUAAAAGGUUUAUGAAUUUUAUCUGUGAAAGUAUAAAUUUUAAAUGACAUCCAUAUUAAUUAGUAAUAAUUAUUCACUGAAGUUCACUCAGUACAUUUUUUUUAUUUCUUUACUCAUGAUUAUAUGACCACAAGAAAGUCUUAAGUCCAAAAUUGACAAAAAUACAAAUUGUUUUUCAUAGGAUGUAUCGUUUAAUAACGCUGUAUUUUUUUCUUACUUUUUAUAUUAUGUUAGCUAUUAGUUUAUAACAGCAUUACAAACAUGCACUUUUGAGUAUUUAGAAAAUUUUAUUAGAUCCUAUUAGGAUUAUGUGCAAGUUUACUAUUAAUUGCCGUUGUGUGUGUUGAGAGAGGUUGUGAUCGAUUUUAUUAUUCGAAGUAUAUUGUUUAGAAACCAAUGAAUUCAAUUAUUUUCGUCGACGCUGGACGUACUAUUUUACAAAUUAAGGAUAUUGCUGUCUUAUUUAUAUAAUUAAUAAUGUCACAAAAUUAAAAUUGCAUCAACUGUUUUAUGUUGGAAAUCAUAGAAUAAGUAAGUGGCUCUAAAGAUAAAACGUGCCUUUAACAAACAGAUGUGCAAUAAAAUAAAGUACUUAUGUUUAAUUUUUUAAACUAUAAAAGUUGCAAUAUUUCUAUUUUUACCUAAUCAAUUAUUUUUUAAUUAUUUCUGCUAUUGUAAUCAUUAUCCUUUUCUUCUUUGCUGAUAGUGUACUUAAGAUUGCGGUACAAAUAAAAUUACAUCAUUGUGUUUAAAUAUGCUACAAACGAACAUAUUGAGAAAGAAAACAAUUUUAAUUAUAUAAUUAUCUGAUCAUGUAUUGGUACUUAUAUUUCUACAUUAUGUAUAUUGGCGCUACUUAAAUUGUUACGUAAGGUAUUAUAUUAUAUUGUUGUUAAAUGUUACCAACUAUUAACAGGUGACACAAAUGUGUUAACUCUGAUUAGUAAUAAAACGACUAUAACAGCUCAAA
Messenger RNA from Colias croceus (clouded yellow), 3333 nucleotides. It is a transcript of the gene Gclc, whose product is annotated as glutamate--cysteine ligase catalytic subunit. The transcript is spliced from 11 exons. NCBI's taxonomy places the organism in Eukaryota, Metazoa, Arthropoda, Insecta, Lepidoptera, Pieridae. Gene Ontology annotation, cellular component: glutamate-cysteine ligase complex. Gene Ontology annotation, molecular function: glutamate-cysteine ligase activity. Gene Ontology annotation, biological process: glutathione biosynthetic process. The record is from RefSeq and is a predicted model, not a curated record. The coding region runs from base 222 to 2198 and encodes 658 amino acids.